This is a messenger RNA of Toxotes jaculatrix (banded archerfish), 2382 nucleotides long. RefSeq names its product 15-hydroxyprostaglandin dehydrogenase (gene hpgd). The transcript is spliced from 7 exons. Lineage: Eukaryota; Metazoa; Chordata; Actinopteri; Toxotidae. Gene Ontology annotation, molecular function: oxidoreductase activity, acting on the CH-OH group of donors, NAD or NADP as acceptor. Gene Ontology annotation, cellular component: cytoplasm. The record is from RefSeq and is a predicted model, not a curated record. The coding region runs from base 109 to 894 and encodes 261 amino acids.
UAGAGUGAAAACUGUGUUGAGAAAGUGUGAGAAAGCCUCUGACUGUGUUACAGGGAGCAGAGAGGGAGGAGGACGAAGUGCAAGGGGUUUUGCUGCUGUGCUGGGAUCAUGUCUCUUAAUCAGAAGGUGGCUCUGGUGACUGGGGGGGCUCAGGGCAUUGGGAGAGCUGCGGUCCAGUCACUGUUGAAGAGCUCGGCCAAGGUAGCUGUUGUUGACCUGAACAAGACAUGCGGUGAAGAGUGCAAGACACAGCUGGAUGCAGAGUUUGGAGAAGGCAACUGCACCUUUAUUCAAUGUGAUGUGUCCAAUGGAGAUGCACUCAGAGAUGCCUUUCAGAGCACCGUGGACCAGUUUGGUCGUCUGGACAUCGUUAUCAACAAUGCCGGAAUCAACAAUGAGAAGAACUGGGAGAAAACUAUACAAGUGAACCUGACAUCUGUAAUAAAGGGGACCUACUUAGCCCUGGAACACAUGAGUAAAGAGUACGGCAAGGAAGGAGGCACCAUCAUCAAUGUAUCAUCUAUGGCAGCCUUCCUCCAUUCUCCUCAUCAGCCUGUCUACACUGCGACUAAACAUGGAGUCAUUGGCUUCACUAGAGCUAUGGCAGAUGCAUCCUCUCAGGGCAACUACGGGGUUCGAAUCAAUGUCCUGUGUCCAGCCUUCGUUGAUACACCUCUGCUGCACUCAGUGGAACAUGAGGACAACAUGGGCAAGUUUGUCAAGUUCAAGGAUGAUUUCAAACGCAGCAUGAACAAGUUUGGAGUUUUACAGCCAUCACUGAUAGCAGAGGGCAUGAUGAGGUUGAUCACGGACACAAGUCUGAAUGGAGCAGUGAUGAAGAUCACUUGCUCCAAGGGAAUCCACUUCCACACCUAUGAACCCAUGUCUGCUUGAGCUUUGACAUACUGGACUCCCUGCUGCUGCUGGAGGAACAAUGCAGCAUUGACCAGUCUGACUGCAAAACACCAGAGACUGGUUCAGGACAACAUCUGGCUGCUGCUGGAGUUAAUUUCCAGAACUGCAUCAAGUUUUGAAUGAAUGUUUGCGUUUUAUUAAUUUAACAAUUAUGUUAAUGAUACUAAUCAAAAUUAGAAAGCUGAGUGUUUUCACUAGUAGCCAAGAUAUAAAUCUAUGACAAAUGUUACAGAUCUGUCUUUCUACGUGUCUGUUGCAAGCAGUAGUUAACAGUUAUUGUCGUCUGCCUCAGACACAACUGAUUCUUUGAUCAAACAGUGUUAUUAUAAGAACUGUAACAGUUAUUAAGCAGCUGAUUUGAUAAAUAUGCUUAAUUUUUUUUAAUCCAGUAGGAUAGUUUGAUAUUUAAGUUUUUCUUAAUCCAGUAGGAUAGUUUGAUAUGAGACCUAUUUAUUGGUAUAUUAAAUUUAAUUUUUUAAAUUUAGUAAGGCUUAAAUUUAAUUUUUUAAAUUUAUUGGUAUAUAUUGGUAUAUGAAAAUGAAAAUUAUGGCCAAGUAUAUUUCAGGUUCGGACAAAACACUUAUCCUACAGAAACUGUAAUUAGAAAUUUUACAUGAAUAUGCAUAUUGUUAAUAGCAGGCUAAUGACCGAGACCACUAUCUUAUCUAUAUUUCUCCAUCUCUUGCACAUGGAGCAAAGCACUGAAACAGGCUCAUGGAAGGAAGCCUAUAGCAUCUAUAUUUGAGAAGCUUACUGUCCAAAGCCUUAAGUGUUAUGUUACAGUUGUUAUAUUUUACAAUGAGAGGUGUUAAGAACAGAUAUAAUGCCUUUGUUAAUUUAUUUUUUAAUACAGUACAUUUCAAUAAUAAAUGGUGAAUAUGCCAUUUUUUCAAAAUGUUUUCAUAGUUUAUGCAUAAAAAAUCUUAAUGUCCUUCAAACUAAUUAAUUUGCUGGUUUGACUAGUACAUUCUGGCAUGGACAUUUUAUCCAAAGACAGUAUACCCCUUAUAAUGUCUUUAUUACAAAAAAAAGAAUAUUUGCAUUUUUAAUCCUGGAAUAAAAGAUACAGAAGAAACGGUUCCUCAUUUUGCUGCAUCCUGUUCUUAUUACCAACAGGUGAAAAGUUAAGAAUCCAGUCUAUGAGAGAACUUACUCAGCUCAGUAUGUUAUGCUACAAUAUGACGCAACACAGUCCUGCAGCAGUUUUACUAUAACUAGUAAACAUGUUAGCAAGCUUUACAUUUUUAUAGUUUUCCAAAGAAAAAUCUAUAUGAUGAAAAUAUAAUAAGCACAACAAACACCACACAAAUGUAUACAAAGGUAACUGUAUUGCAGAAGUUGGAGCCUGUAGAAAUAAUGUGGUAAUCAGAACCUCUUAAAUUUGCUGUUCAAUAAUUGUGGAUAUCAAACAGAACAUAUUUCAUGAUAUAUUUCAUCAUAUUUCAAUAAAAAUAUUUUGAAUCUUUA